AUGUCGUCCGAGUACCUGGGGUGGACGGAGCGCAAGCCUUUGGCGUCGAGCCGAUCCGUCUCCAGCUUCGACCGCGACAUGAUUCCGGGCGGUCCGCAGACCAAAAGCUACGAGAGCUACGUCAAGAACAUUUUCCAUCCCAUGAAUCGUCUACGCACAAAGGUUGUCCAAUCUUCUCUUUACCAUCCUUUACUACCGUAAAUUUUCGAAAUAUGUCGGAAAUUUCCGAGUUCGACACGAAAAUUCAUUAUGAAACUUUUCCCAUUUUUCAAAGGUCUAAGUACCCAUUUUUGAACAUUUAGAACGUAUCAUUUAAAAAACUCAGUUUCAGAAAGUUUCAAAACAAAUAUUUUGAAAAAAGUUGUCUGUUGAGUCCAUUUCGGUUUUCGUUCAAGUAUACGGUACACCAUCCCUUUCGUCUUCAACUAGUUAGAUUGAUUUUUCUCUCAUUUCUUUCUCGGAGCGGUUGGACCUUUUAAGACAUUUUGCCUAAAAUUUAAGAAAAAAAACCAUUGAAAUUCGUUAUUCAUCUUUUUUGAUUCGUAAAUUUUCAAAGUUCAUCCCAAUAUGUUAUAAACUAUGCUUAGGACAAAGAUCAACUCAUCCGAGAUCAUGGUCUUUCGGCGAGUUCAAUUUUGAAAAUGGAGAAUCAACUUGGUCGAGCCGUCAUCGACGACUCCUACGAUGACAGCCACUACUUUGACAAAACUCCGCUCGAAUCGCUUUACCAAGAGCUGGGAAUCAGAAACACCGAGGUCAGUCGGUCCAUUUUCUCUUGACAGAGUCCGUUUGCAGCCCACCAGCUAUCGUAAUUUCCCGGUCUACGAGCCCAAGCAGUCCUCGGAAUACUUUGCCACGUCCUACGAAGCAGAAAGAGAGAGACGUCGCAAGACAAAGACCGAGGAGGGCACCAAGCUCGACGACACGGAUCUCGGCGACGGCUGGGUUCCGCCGUCGAGCCGCGUCACAUCUUCUUACAACGACAAUUACCGUGUAAUAGUCUCUUUUUUAUGAAUUAAAGGAAUUCCAGUACAUCCAUUUAGAUAUUAAAUCCACAAUUUUGAUCUUCUUAUUAUUGUUAAUAACUUUGUCAAGAGGGCUCACAGUAAAACGAGCAUCUCUUUCAAAGUUUGAGUUCGAGUUGGAACUUUCUUCAGCCUUCUUCCCACUCCACGUACCGCAGCCGAGCCGACGACGAGUACUCGAAAAACAAUACGAAAACUCUUAUUGAUUACAAAGAAUUCAACAGGUUUGUGAAUCUUCUUUUCGGUUACGAAUACAUUUCGCAGCUCCCCUUUGUCGCCUUAUCUCUACCAAUUCCAUCCUUACGUCCGAAGCCAAGACUCUCGGAUUGUAGGUUCCAAUUUUGUCCAGGUUGUUCAUUUUUUUCAUAUUUUUCUCGCUAACAAUAAGUUUCAGCUGACGUCUAGGCCAAAAGAUGCUUUUUUGCAAAAAAUCGACGCGACGCUGGCAAUGGUUCGCGACAUGCCUCGGUAUUGAAAUUGAUUUGAGUUCGAUUUAUCCCGAUGAGUUUUUUUCUUUCUUUGGCAUUUGAAAUGAAUCAAUGUACAAUUGCUUCCACUUUCACACCGAUAACUGUCCGAGUUGAAACUUGUUGGAACUUGCUCAAUUAGGAGUGUCUAAGAGUUUUGAGAAGAAAAAGACAUACCUUAGGCUCUUGGAAUCCCAAAACUGAGUGGACGAAGAAAAAUAGGAAAGAGGCCAGCAGAAAACGCAUCGGAACUCACGGACGGAGGUGAUUCAUAACACGGUCGUCUCGUUUUUUUUUUUUUUGCUUUUCUAGCUCUUCUGAAAUGUUUUAACUUUUCUUCAAUGAGAAGUGCUUUCAAGACAAACAACACACGAGAGAGAGAGAGAGAGAGAGCAGAAACUGACAAUUUUUGAGAGCAAUAUGUUGGAAUAAGAUAUAAGUGGAAGGAUUUUGACAAACACAGCUUGAGACCAGCUUGAUAAAUCCAUGAGGCAAAAAAAGGAGUUUGAGACAGUUAAUCUGUAGAAUGUGUUUCCCUUCUCAAGAAUAUCAUUGAUAUCGUAACUCAUGUGCCAUCAAAGCGCGUAACUUCAUUUUCGCACCGUGAACGGAAAAGUGGCUGGACUGAACAGUAAAGUUGAGAAAAGUUGCAUGUAUUGUGGGGCGGCGGCAAGAAGAAGAGCAAGCCGGGCAUUACAAGGAAGAAAACGACGAUGAUUGCGCUCAGUCACAGUGCAAACAAUGAUUAUCGAUUGGGAAGGCCGUGCGGCAAAGCAAAAGACAGCUAAGAGGCGUGAAAAACAGCGAUCUGACCGAGAUUUGUUUUCUUUUGGACAUUUUCGCACGGUUCGCGACAAAAAGAAGGACCGCAGGGGUCGUUUAUCACUGGAAAUCGGAGGUUUCGCUCUGCUUCGACGCCUUUUCCAUCAUCCUGUCCGCUCGAAUUGUUACAGGCUUCUUUCUUUUCUCCGAUGCUUUUCCGCUUUUGCGAUUCCAAACUUAUUCCAAAAUAGAACUGAAGAAUAUCUCACUAAAUCCGAGUGCAUACUUAAACAUGUACUUGACUUUUUGAUUCAAAUUAAUCAGCUUCUCCGUCUGCAGAUUGGUUUGUCACCCCUUCAUAUACGUGUAUACUUCACCUACUGCUGGAUGAGAGAUAAAUCUCAAUGAGAGCCAUCAUUGGAAGACAGUGCAAAAGGAAAGGUUCAGAUAAACUGUUGUAAAUUUUCUCAAUUUUUCCCUGCAUAAAGUAUUUUCGAGUUUGUCGAUCAAAGAAGUUUUUUUUCGAGGAAAUUCACAACAAAAAGUUCUAAAAUUAAUUUAACGCGCAAUUGUGAAUACAUCCUGAGAUACUGAAGACCGUUCAAAAAGGCAAAAAAACUUUUCCGGACUUGGAAUGAAUCUGAAAUCAGCCUUUCUCUAUUAAUUCCAUCAAAAGGCGCCAAAGAAGAGGGAGCGCAAAGAAAAAAAAAAGAAAGACUUUGAAGAAGAAAUCACCAAAAAAAAGGUGCUGAAAAUUGACUGAGAAGAUUGAAGCUCGAAAAACAUGUCAUUUGGGGGGUAUGAAUAUGGCGUGUGGUGCAAUAAUCAUAUCCAAUUGAGACUUGACGCAGAGGGCGACGAAAAAAAAAGGCUGGAGCCGACAUUCUGGGAAGCACGCAGCUAGGCGUGCGGGAAGAAAAAUGAAAACACGAGGUGAAUUUCGGAUGAACGGCAGACAGCAAGUGCGACAGUGGAGGACGAGUCGGCGGCUUCUUGCGGGCGUCGUUAAGACACCUCCAAUUAGCCAGGCCGUCGACGACUGUCUUCCGUCGCUCAGACUUCCACUAGCGAACAUUUUUUCUCAGCUUUCGAACUGA
Molecule: messenger RNA, 3351 nt
Organism: Caenorhabditis auriculariae
Lineage: Eukaryota; Metazoa; Nematoda; Chromadorea; Rhabditida; Rhabditidae
Source: the annotation of a GenBank genome assembly